Messenger RNA from Amaranthus tricolor (Joseph's coat), 2191 nucleotides. Its product is annotated as tobamovirus multiplication protein 1-like. Gene Ontology annotation, cellular component: plant-type vacuole membrane. The transcript has 10 exons. Bases 822 to 1712 code for a protein of 296 amino acids. Lineage: Eukaryota; Viridiplantae; Streptophyta; Magnoliopsida; Caryophyllales; Amaranthaceae. The record is from RefSeq and is a predicted model, not a curated record.
CGGUUUGAUUUGAAGAUAGAUUUUUAAAAAAUAAAACGUUGUAUCAACAAAAUUAAUCAAUUUAAUUCGGUUCAUUUCAGUUCGAGCAUGUGCGUUUAUGAGUAGACUAACGUCUUUGCUAUCCACAAAAGCAGAAACCCCUUUAAAUAUGUAGUAUAUAAAGAAGUAAAUAUGUUCAUUUUUCAUCGACGUGGGAUACUUAGAUCUCUUGUAUACUAGUGAUUUUUUGUGUCUCUUAUUGUGGUAAAAUCAAAUUAUUCCGGUAUUUAUAUUGAUAAAAUUAAAAUAAUAUAAUAAAUAUAUAAUACAUUGGAUCAAAUCCAAUCUACUUAUUCGAUAAGUUUGAUAUGUCUAAAUAGGAAUAACGAAAGAACUAAAGUGUUUAGUAAUCAACUGAUAGCUGAUAGGUGAUAUCUAAUUGAAAUGAUAGAUUCAACCAACCAAUUUUAUCAAUUUAUUUGAUCAGCUAAUAUUGAACAAAUUCAUAAAAAUAAUUUAUUAUAAAUUAGUCGACUCCAUGACAACAAACCGUUUGAGCUAGCUAAUUUAGCAAACAUUAACAUUAGAUAAUUCAGUAACGCCCAGUAUUUAUAUGUUGCCAAGUAAGGUAAGAUUGUUGGCCAAAAAUAUUUGAACUAACACAAGACGAUUUCUUGAUCUUAAUCCCUUCACUAAUCCUUUAAUUUCUUCAUUUUUCUUUCCUCCCCUCCAACGUAGGAGAUAGCAUUGCCCAUUGGUAUGGUCAUUUAUCUCUGAUUCUCUCUUUGAUUCCUCAAAACUUAUCUUCUAAUCUUUCUGGGUUGUUUUGUUGAUGCAAGAAAAUGGUGGGUUCAACGCUAAACUCGGUAGUUUCAGCAAGAAUCAGAAGGCCUGAAAUGGUGUCAAAUUGGUGGGACGAUAUUAACGAGUCAACUCAGUGGCAACAUGGCAUCUUUAUCACCCUUUAUGCUACUUAUGCCCUUCUCUCAACUGUUGCCCUUAUUCAAUUUAUUAAGAUUCAUUAUAGAGUACCUCAAUCUGGUUGGACAACACAGAAGGUUUUCCAUUUUAUGAAUUUUUUUAUUUGUGGAGUGCGAGCAGCUAUUUUUCGAUUUCACUUGUACGUAUUUGCUUUAAAGCCUAAGGUCUUAAUGUUGAUACUGUUGGAAUUCCCCGGGCUGUUGUUCUUUACAACAUACUCACUGUUGGUUCAUUUCUGGGCUGAUAUAUAUUAUCGGGCUAGAAGUCUUUCAACGGCUACGCUUCGGUCUUGGUAUAUUUCAGUAAAUUGCAUUAUUUACGUCAUACAGGUUCUUAUCUGGGUGUACUUAUGGAUGCACGAAAGCGGUGUUGUUGAAUACAUUGCACAAAUGUUUUUCGCAGUGGUAUCUCUUAUUGCCGCACUUGGUUUCUUGCUGUACGGAGGAAGGUUGUUUUACAUGUUACUACACUUCCCAAUUGAAUCAAGGGAGCGAAAAAAGAAACUUCACGAGGUAGGAUCGGUUGGGACAAUUUGUUUCACUUGCUUUCUCAUUCGCUGCUUCAUGGUCGUUUUAUCGGCCUUGGACGAUAAUGCAUCCCUUGAAGUCUUGGUUCACCCCGUCUUAAACUUUAUAUACUAUAUGUAUGUUAAGAUACUGCCUUCAGUACUUGUCCUCUUCAUUCUACGAAAGCUUCCUUCAAGAAGAGGAUCUAGGCAAUAUAGUACGGGUGAAUACCACCUGAUCCAGUGAGCUUUGUUUAAUAGGAAUCGUAGAUAUGAGCCAUCACCAUCACCAUCACCAUCACCAUCACCAUCACCAAUUUAUAUGAUGUGUCGGCGUACUCUUAACCGCCAGCUGAAUGCUGAGUUUUUGCUCUUAGUCGUCCCUCCCGAGUGAAUGCGUUUGUUUUGCAAUUGUGUAUAGUUUAACAUUGGAUAGAACUAGUUGAGUCUUUACUAGGGGCUUGAUGCUAUAUUCAAUUUCAAUGCUAGACUAGAUGUUAGGAGAUCACCAAAUUGUAUAAACAUCCAUUAUACACUAGUUUUGAACAUUUCCCUAUAGAAGACGACUUCUGGUUGUACAUAAAUGGAGUUUGAUCAAUAAUCAAAAGAGAUUGUGAUCGGUGGAUACGCGUACUUAUCAACAUCAAUAUUAUCACGGGAAUUAGUCUAUGCAAAACAUUAAUAUCAUUAUCUCAAAAAAAAAAAAAAAAAAAAAAAAAAAAAAAA